This is a messenger RNA of Paramisgurnus dabryanus, 7188 nucleotides long. It is a transcript of the gene st6galnac3, whose product is annotated as ST6 (alpha-N-acetyl-neuraminyl-2,3-beta-galactosyl-1,3)-N-acetylgalactosaminide alpha-2,6-sialyltransferase 3. NCBI's taxonomy places the organism in Eukaryota, Metazoa, Chordata, Actinopteri, Cypriniformes, Cobitidae. Gene Ontology annotation, molecular function: alpha-N-acetylgalactosaminide alpha-2,6-sialyltransferase activity. Gene Ontology annotation, biological process: ganglioside biosynthetic process; oligosaccharide metabolic process. The record is from RefSeq and is a predicted model, not a curated record.
CCCGAGCUCUUAGAUGAGAGACUAGACUAGAGCAUGAAUAACGGUACGCUACAAUAUUUACUAAAAUGUUUAACCGACAAGCCAACGUCAGAUGUCCAUGGCGUUUAUAAAUAAAUUAGUAAACAACAAAUACUCUCCCUUGUGUCGGUAAAUUGAAACUAGCAGUCCGCCAUCGCAAGCUUUUAUUCAGCCUUUGAAAUGGCCUGGGUCUGGAAGAGGAAGUCAGUAAUAGUGAGCAGUGUGAUUGUGCUGCUGUGUCUGUUUCUGGUGGUGAUGAAUUACUCGGAGAAGCCGUAUUUCCUGCUACAGCCUGUGUUUGGCCAGAGCUUCAGCAGAAACUGGAUGUUUUCCCGGGUGCCACACAAAGCCUUCAAACCCCACCACGGAUACCUCAGCAUCCCCAAACAGGAGCCGUUAAAGCUGCAUUGUGAGGUUUGCAGUAUAGUGUCCAGCUCUGGCCAGAUGUUGGGCCGUGAAGCAGGAGCUGAUAUUGACCAGUCCUCCUGCAUAUGGAGGAUGAACAACGCACCCACGCGUGGUUUUGAGAGGGACGUGGGCCACAGGACGGACCUGAGGGUAGUGUCGCACACCAGUGUUCCUCUGCUAAUCCAAAAGCCCCAGUACUUCUUCGGCCAGGGGAACGAGACCGUCUAUGUGGUUUGGGGGCCCUUGCGCAACAUGCGGCAGGAUGGAAAGGGAAUCGUCUACAACAUGCUGCGGCAGGCAGUGGAAAACUACCCACAGGCUCGCAUCUACGUCACUACGGAUGAGCGCAUGAAUUACUGCGACACCGUGUUUAAAAAGGAGACUGGUAAAGACAGGAUUCAGUCAGGUUCAUACCUGAGCACCGGUUGGUUUACGCUCAUUUUGGCAAUGGACAUGUGCAAGGAGAUCCGAGUCUACGGGAUGAUCAACGACACAUACUGCAAGUCAGAAAAUUACAGGAAGGUGCCGUACCACUACUACGAAGCAGGAAGUCGUGACGAAUGCGCCGAGUAUCUCUUGCACGAGAGCGCCCCCUAUGGUGGACACCGUUUCAUCACCGAAAAGGCUGUUUUUGCAAAAUGGGCCAAAACCCAUCCAAUCAAGUUUUUCAGUCCAGAGUGGCAGCUAUCAUGACCGCGGGAAUGUUCAGCCUCCAUCUCUACCGUUUUAACAUAAAUCAGAACAACUUCCCAUGACUAGAAGAAUCCUUCUGCUUGCAGUGUCAUAUUCCCAGUUGCUUGAGUGCAGUAAGUGUCCCAUCCUAACCAUAAGGAGAUGUAUGCAUUUGGUGUUGAAUUGCUGUGUGCAAAUAGUGGAUUUUGCAUCUUUUCACUUUUCACUCUGGACAACAAAGUAGCAGAUGUUUUCCUCUGAGCGCACACACACACUUGGCAGAGUAGAUGGACUACAAUUAUAAUGCAACGCUCUGUUUCUUCUUCAUCAUUGGAGACAGGAAUAAGAUGAGAAAUGUUGUGUGUGGCUUACGUUUCCUAUCACAAAACUACUGAUGCUCUUACCUACAAUGCUGGAUCUCGCCUUGUGCUAGUUAUUUUUGUCUCGUAGACAACCAUUGAAGCUGACCUUUCCACCGACCUGCAGUACUAUCAAUGCUUUUAAUCCAAAACCCAAAUAUUUUGCAUCUUUUUAGGGAUACAGUAUGUCACUUUAUAUGCUUUUCUUGAACAGCUGAAUUUUAGAUCAUUUAGGAACUUUCGCAUAUCACUUUUUACACGCAACGAUUAUUUUAUGACAUGCAAUGAUUCUUUUUCUGUGAAAAAAAGGCAUUUGUUAAUGUCAAGCUGGAAGGAAUAGCUCACCCCAAAAUGAAAAUAAUGUCAUCAUUUACUCAUCUUCAUGACAUUGCGAACCCUGUGGGUUUAUUAUUAUUAUUUUUUAUUUUUUGGAGGGCUUGACAGAUCUGCUCACUAUGAACUGUCAUUGCUUAGAUAAGAGCUGCAAGAAGAUUCUGCUAAUUCCCAGUUUCUGAAAAAAUAACCAGCAUCUGGGUUUGAAACGACAUGGCAGAGAAAAUACAAAAUUUGCAUAUUGAACAAAAACAGAAUAACGUGACAAGAAUGGGACAAACGUUGCAAAAGCUCUGUUGGUUCCACAUUAUUUGUCAUAUGUAGGCGGCAUACCGCUGACAGAAGAUGUAUAUGUACGUGAACGAUUCAGUGAAGUUUGCAACUGAUUUCCAAUGUCAAGAUAGUGCCUGUAUGAAGCGUAGCAUCCAAAGCAUUGUUACCCAAUCCAUCACUUUCCUUACACGUAACUCGCUUGUUUAAAAAAUGACCCUCCCAUCCAGAACCUGUCGGUGUUCUGAAUUCUCUUAAGAUAAAGGUACGCAAUCCCUGUUGUCAGAUCAGCAGGUUAAUUUGAUUAUCUACUGUAGCUGAGUGCUUUAACGUUGUAAACCGGCAGACAAUGCAGCACCCUGGGGAUCUCCCCGCUGUGUUGUUGUGUUUUUCAUCAUCGAGCACAGCAUGAAGCAUCUUGCAUGUAUAUGAAGCACAUUUGUCAGUACUGUACGUAACACGUUUUCCUGUCAGCUUGUGACAUCAUUAGGCAGCUCAACCAGGACAGCUUUUAUCUGUAGUGUGAGCGUGGUUGCAGUGCCAUUUGUUUUCCCUGGAGACAAUGAUCCAGCCACUGAGUGUUAUGUGACCAUAUACAAGAUACACUAAGAACAAUAGCAAGGAGCUAGAGCGCUUUGAUGAGAUACUGCUUACGCCUUUGGCCAAUCUGUUCAUUUAAACAAUUGAUGCCAGGUCAAUUUCUCGGAGUGCUGACCCAGGAUCAUCAUUUGCUGUCGUCUCUAUUGAUUUUCUUCAGCUUGUGAUAAAAAGCAGACCUGAUUAAGAAACAGCACUUUCACUCCUCUGUGUUUUUCAAUUUAACCCUUGUUCUGCUGUUCAUGUCAUUACACACACAUUGGGAAAAGUAGGAUAAGCCAUGCUACGUUUUAAUUAAUGGAACAUUCCACUUUUUUUGAAAAUAUGCUCAUUUUCCAGCUCCCCUAGAGUUAAACAUUUGAUUUGUACUUUUUUGGAAUCCAUUCAGCUGAUCUCCGGGUCUGGCACUAGCACUUUUAGCAUAGCUUAGCAUAAUCCAUUGAAUCUGAUUAGACCAUUAGCAUCGGGCAAAAAAAUAACCAAAGAGAUUCAAUUUUUUUUUUUUUAAACUUGACUCUUCUGUAGUUACAUCGUGUACUAAGACUGACGGAAAAUAAAAAGUUGCGAUUUUCUAAGCAAAAAUGGCUAGGAACUAUACUCUCAUUCUGGUGUAUUAAUCAAUGACUUUGCCGUUGUAACAUGACUGCAGCAGGUGUAGUGAUAUCACGCACUGCCAGAAAAUAGUCCCCUGAUAUUGAAAGUAACCAAGGGGACUAUUUUCGGCUGCUGCUAAACAACAGAAGAGUCAAGUUUAAAGUAGGAAAAAUAUCGAAACUUUGGUUAUUUUUUAGUGCGAUGCUAAUGGUCUAAUCAGAUUCAAUGGAUUGUGCUAAGCUAUGCUAAAAGUGCUAGCGCCAGACCCAGAGAUCAGCUAAAUGGAUUUCAAAAGGGUAAGAAUUAAAUGUUUCGAUAUCUAGGGGAGCUGGAAAAUGAGCAUAUUUUCAAAAAAAAAGUGGAGUGUACCUUUAAGUUGUUCUAUAAAUACGCAUCGAGAAAUGAGAUAGAGGUAAAAAUAGCACGUUUUAACAUAUUAACCGAUUAGUAUCUUACAUCUUACUUCACAGCCAUGAUUUUUCAAUCCAAGUACCUUCCUGGACUACAGCUGUGACAAACUUUGGUGCAGGAACAAGCAGUUUCCCCAAUAGCACAUCUCACCCACUCUCCUCUACUUUGAACAGCAAGUAAAAGCUUAUGAAGAGCUUUAUCUUCUUUAUCUGCCGGAUCACAGCCAAUGCCUUUCCAUAGAUCUUAAGAAGCUUUUUUUCACACGUUCAGCACAUGUUAUUAUCUGUUUGUUUUUUGUACAACAUAAAAUUGUCCUCAGCUUUGGGCUUGUUUGUCAUAAGUGCUUUAGCCUGCAUGUUUGAGAUAUACACGAAGUGUCCUUUUAGUCGCUUUUAUAGCUUAUUUAUAACUUAUUUAUAACCUUUUUUUCUGGCUUUUUGCUUUUUGUAUGUCUUCCAACGAUUAAGGUUUCAGCCAAAGGAGAAGGAUCUGUUUAGGAGAUAUUGAUUGGUGCUAAGUGGUUUGCUCACAUUGCUCGAAAUUUACAGAGAAUCAAAUAUACAAUGCCUUGCAAAAGUAACAAUUUCACUUAUAAGGAGUUACAAUUGCCUUACAUUUAGCCCAUGGAUCAUUAAAAUGACUUAAAAAGCUCCACAGUUAAUCAUCAUUUACACACUCAAAAAAAUGGCUGGGUUAUUUUUAACCCAUGCUGGGUAAAUAUUGGACAAAACACACCCUUGGGUUAAAAUUGACCCAAUGAUGUUUUAUGCCUAUUACCCAUGAUUGCAUAACAUCAACAACCUACCAUUGGGUCAUUUUUAACCCAGCAUGUGUUGUUCAGUCCAAUAUUUACCCAACAUGGUUAAAAAUGACCCAGCCGUAUCAUUACAAUGAAAAGUGAGGUGAUGUAAAAACAACUUUUCCAUAAAAAACUCUUGGUUCUCUGGGUCGUUGGGUGAUUAGAAAAUUUUUAUGAUCAUUCAAUUUUUAGAUACUGCUUAAAUAUAAAUUAAAGUGUACCAAGAGCCUUCCAUUUACUGACCUGUAUGGUAAGUUGGUCAGGGAGGAUCCUACAUUUACAUUAUAUUUUAUAUAAAUACUUUAAUAGUAGUAACUCUCUAGACUAAAGAGGCCGUUCCCUGCCAAAUUCCAUAGUGUAUAACUCUCUAUUAAUAAUAACUGUGUGCCCACAAUGAUUGUAUGCAUGCUUUUACAGCUGAGACUGGGCGUGUAAUUUAAAAAAGAGAGAAAGAAUAAAUGGAAAUCUUUCACCUGGACAGUAAUCCAAAACAUUAGGUCGAUGUUGAAGUAAAAGAGGUGAAUUUCCUACAAUCCCCAAGUCAUAGCCUUGAUCUCAGUCCAAUUGAAAAUCUCCAUCUGUCUUUGAAAACCACAGUGCACAGGUCACUGACUAACCUGAAAUACCAAUUAACCUGGAAAAACGGGCCAGAAUUACACCUGAGCAGUGUAUGCGUAUCCCAGAAGUAUUUUUUAUUUCCGUUUUUAUUAUGUAUGUUUUGAAAAUCCUUGCAAGGCACUGUAUCAUCCUGUGAGCAGAUUAAAAAGUUGCCUUGGAAGUGUUUCACAAGGUGGAACUAUAAAAAUGUAAAUUUGUUUUAACGUUGUUGUAGGAAGUGUACGAAAGAUGACUCUUCUUGUGUUUAAUCUCAAAGGUGAUCAAAUAAAUACAAACUUUAUAGGCAUAGCCCUAUUUUACAGACUACAGCUGCAUAUAUUUUUGAAUAAUUUACAGGUCAGUCUGCUGUAUUGUGAUGUAAAACGUGUCUUAAAACGUGUCUUGUGAAUUCAUGUUUCUGAUUGUCUUGCUGACAGAUGUGAAUAUCACCGUAAUGUACUGUAGCAUCAUCGUUUAAAACUUUUACAUACAGAAUAUAGAUCAGGCACCCAACAUGGAUCUCAAAUAUUAGUUUAAAUAUAAAUAGUUUAUUUGUUUUUAUUUAGCUACCUGAAAGGUAGCACCUGUAAAGACUUACCCAAAUAAGCAUUUUGAUAUCUCCAUACUGAUGAGUGGUUGAUAUAAAAAAUAUAAAUUUGCAAAUACUAAUCAGAUUGAAGUACUUCAGAACGCAAGUGUAAAUACCCAGAUUCCAUUUGCAAGUAUCACCGGCUCAUUUAGGCAGAAAAGCAUUUGCAUUCCAGUUCUGUAUAACCCGAUAAGACUUAUGAAAUCUUAUAAGCGUGGAAGCUUUGAUCAGUCAUUUUCUCAGCAGCAGAUGCCUGUGAUUGUAAAAUUCGAAUUAAUGCUCAGUCCAGGUCAGUCCAGAUGAUAUGCAUUAUUAGUUGGUGACAUGCCUUACUGAUGCCUUUGUUGUACUGGUGGGCUGCUCUAUUGUUUCUACACGUGGUUAUUAGAGAAGUGAGUGUGAUUGUGAUCAAUGGUUAAACUCCUCAUUAAAGUGCAAAUGAACCAUAGAAUAGUGCGAGGAAAUGAGCAUUAAUAUGCCGCGUAGCACAUAUCUCAUUCCAACAUAUCUUUGUGUUUCCCCCUCUCCAUAUAUCUUGCUGUAGCUUAAACUAUGAACGUUUUAAAAAGACCUCUAUUGGUAAUGUCAGUGGGCAGUGCUAAGUCUCAAAGUUACUUGACGUUUGUAGUUCAUCUGAAACUUUGCUGGGCAGGGUUAGCCCUGCUGAAAAAAACAGCAUCAAACCGGCAUGGGAAUUAUGCUGGUCUAUGCUGGUUUAGCUGGUGGUCACAGCAUACCAGCACCAAAACACAACAUAUGCUGGUAUGACCAGCAUGGGAUGCUGGUGCUAAUGCUGGUUUAGCUGGUGCUAAUGCUGGUGCUGAUGCUGGUUUGAUGCUGGUUUAGCUGGUGUUCACUAGCAAACCAGCACCAAAACACAACAUAUGCUGGUCUUGCUGGUAUGCUGUUUUUUUCAGCAGGGAGAUAACACAUUAUUUUAGUUUUUUUUAAAUGGGCAUUUUCCUGCUAAAUGUUCUGUUCUAAUGCCUUUCAUUGAACUAAUGGCAUGUGUCACCACCUACACUACUUUCCUUAAGCCUACCAUUAUGAAAUUUCACUGCAUUUCUGGAAAAAAAUCACGAUUUUUUUAACAUCACACCAGUGGAAUACUGUAUGUCUCUACAUCAGCUGGUUAACCUGACUUUGUUGCAUUAAACUAUGAUCUUAUGUAUAUAAAUACUGUAUAUAUAGCAAGAGAGAAAGAAAAAUGUUAAAAUAUAUUAUGCUUUUUAUUUUGCCUACCAGUUAAUAGGAACUGAAGUGGGGGGCGGGGCUAAUCUAUCAUGCUCUUUGUUAUAAAGUUUACAUUUUUGUAAAAUCUGUUGUUUGUUGUUUCAUGUGAUCACUUUGUCUCCUUUACAUCUGUAACUAUGUAUUCUGCUUGUUUUUCUGUUACAACACUGUGCUAGGUUGCUUAGAAAACAAAUGUUACAAUUUGACAAAAUGUUGACUUUUCAAGCAGCGUGAAAUGUCACUUUCAUUUUUGUAAUUGCUAUCUGGCUGUUUUUAAUAAAUGAAAAACAUUAAAAAAGUGAUAUGAA